This is a messenger RNA of Protopolystoma xenopodis, 282 nucleotides long. The record is from the annotation of a GenBank genome assembly. Lineage: Eukaryota; Metazoa; Platyhelminthes; Monogenea; Polystomatidea; Polystomatidae.
AUGUGGUCCUGCAAACAUCAGAUGGCCGCAGAGAGAGACAGAAUCGAGAUGAAUUACAAUUAUUACAGAAAUAGGUUGAAGAUCUGCCGUAAGGCCGUUGGUCGGGCCAAGCUAAUUUUCACACCUGAAAUGGAGUUCAUCUGGGAUCCACAGAUGGCAUGCUUAAUGGCCUCUGGUGAUAUUCGCCUCAUCACGGACGAGUGUCUUAGAAGUCUAUUUGUCUUCAACAGUGCUUGCUGUACCCCCAGAUUUUUACAAAGCCGUGAAAUUGUCUUAGAGUGA